UAAUUUUCAUCAUUUUUGAAAAACCGAACAGCAACAUGUAGUUUUUAUCGUAAAAAUGAGUCCUUUCGUUAAGACACCCGUAUGUGGGCAUACGUAUGUACAGGAUCGUAAUACGUUAUCUUAAAUAUAUCUUAAAAUAUGAUCCUCUAUAACAAAUCGACCCCAGUGAAGAUGGGAGUGGCAAGACACACCCUAGUAAGGCUAUAUAAUACCCUAUCGAACAUCCCAGAACGUAAAAGUCCGCUAACAAUUUCUUCUUCAGUCACGUUAAAAUACAUCGCUGAAAAAGUUUCGUUCGUUCGUUCGUUUAUAGUUUUUCAUUUGUUCUUUGAAAUACUUGGACAAGAGAAUAAAUUUCAAAGGCAAACCUAUGGGGAAUAAGGUAGCCACGUUUUCCGAAGACCAAUUGGAAGAUUAUCAAGAUUGUACAUUUUUUACGCGAAAAGAAAUUUUAAGGAUAUUUAAACGUUUCCGAGAGAUGGGUGAUCCUGGAAUGGUCCCACGUACGAUGACGUCACAGGAAGCAUCAACUUUACGCUUACCACUGUCUUGUCUUACGCGUAUUCCCGAACUCAAGGAAAAUCCAUUUAGAGAACGAAUAUCUGAAGUGUUCACAAAAAGUAAUAGAAAGCAACAAUCAGAAGACACCGAAGGUAUUUGUUUCGAAGAUUUCCUCGAGAUGAUGUCUGUCUUCUCGGAGCAGGCACCGCGGGAUCUGAAGGUCUUUUACGCCUUCAAGAUUUACGAUUUCGACGAGGAUGGCGUGCUAGGUGUUGGUGAUUUAGAACGCACCUGUCGACAACUUGUCCAGGGUGGUCUAACUAACGAAGAAGUAGAUACUGUGUGUCAAAAAGUUUUAGAGGAAAGUGACAUUGAUGGCGAUGGUGCUCUAUCGUAUCUUGAUUUUGAACAUGUAGUGACUAGAGCACCAGAUUUCAUCUCGACUUUUCAUAUAAGAAUAUAAAUUUUAUCUCGUUUGAUCAAGGAAGAAAAAAAAAACAUAAGAAGAAGGAGAAGUAGAAGAAAUAAAAGUAGUUCGAGUUAAGGAAACUGAUUAAAUAGCAAGUAGUAGUAGUAAUAGUAAUAAUAGUACACUGAUUAAACGCUUUUAACGAGCAGCAAGAAUAAAGACGCGUUCGUUUAUAAUUAAUGGCGGCGAAAAAGCAUCCUGGCUGGCAAAACAUCGGCCAGUGAACACAGUGAACGUUAUUUCGCAAACUCAUGGGAUAAUUAUUAGCUUGGUAUAAGAGUCUGUACCGAAGAGAUACUACUAUGUACCCUGUUACACGUUACAGGCAUACUUUCUUGCACGGGUUCUCCGCGAGUCGCCCCUGUUGAGCAACAACGAGCAAUGCUGGGUAUAAGUAAGCAGGCCAUUCAUUCCUUCUUUAUACGACUAUCGAAAGACUAAGAAGGAAAUCUUAUAUAGGGUUUAACGAUUUUCAACUAAAUUAUACGAUAGUAGCAGGGUUGAAGGGAGUUUCGAGAUAAAAAAUAUUAUUUUAUAAUUGUAAUAUUUGAUCGAUUAUCAUAUAGAAAUAAAAGGACAAAUAUGAUUGGUUAAAUGAAUCAAGACGAGAUAGAAAGAGAAAUUUUGAUCAAUCCGGUUCUCCGAGUCUCUCUUAACGACUCUGAAGAGAUAGUCGGAGCGUUCGGGAGCAUCGAGAAGAAGGAAUCGCGUACACGAGGGAAGGAGAAGCAAGCGCAAGCCGUUGUCGUCCCUUUCGAUCGUGUUCUACCUCUCUCUUUCUCUCUCUUUCUCUCUCUUUCUCUCUCUCUUGUUCUCUUUCUCCUUCUCCAGUCGCUUCUGGUGCUGUGGCGGGGUCGGUCGUCUCAAAAAGCGGUCGAAAUCGGAGAUACCACCCUGUGGCACGGCCGGUUAUAGUCGGCCGCACGGUAACUAACCGAGUCUCGAGACCAAGGCCAUCCGGUCACUUCUCGUCCUCUCCACCAGUCUUGCUGUCGGGAGGCCCCUUUCCCCGUAGAAGCUUGCUUCGUGAGGAGGAGCAGGAGUCGCUGCUUCAACAUUUUCUCUCCUUCUUUAUUUCUUUCUUUUCAAAUAUACAUUGUAUACGUUUAUAUAUAUACUUCUUUGAAAAUGAUCUUUUAGUUUUACUUGCUAAUUUCAUUGUUAUAUCUAACUUUAA
Molecule: messenger RNA, 2147 nt
Organism: Polistes dominula (European paper wasp)
Lineage: Eukaryota; Metazoa; Arthropoda; Insecta; Hymenoptera; Vespidae
Product: Calcium and integrin binding family member 2
Biological process (GO): calcium ion homeostasis
Molecular function (GO): calcium ion binding; magnesium ion binding
Source: RefSeq, a predicted model, not a curated record